GCUUUUUGUCCCAAUAACAACGAAGUGCAUAUCUAUAAGAUGUUGGAAGGCAAGUGGGAGAAGAUCCAUGUUCUUCAUAAGCAUGAUCAACUUGUUUCAGGAAUAGACUGGAGCAGACGCACGGAUCAAAUAGUUACUGUUUCUCAUGAUCGGAAUUCAUAUGUUUGGUCACAAGAAGCAUCGGAAUGGGUCCCAACUCUUGUAAUCCUCAGGCUAAACCGUGCAGCACUUUGUGUGCAAUGGAGUCCAAAAGAGAACAAAUUUGCUGUUGGAAGUGGAGCUAAAACUGUUUGUAUAUGCUACUAUGAGCAAGAGAACAAUUGGUGGGUCAGUAAAAUUAUACGGAAGCGGCAUGAUUCUUCUGUAACAAGUAUUGCUUGGCAUCCUAAUAAUAUAUUACUUGCAACCACCUCAACAGAUGGAAAAUGCAGAGUUUUCUCCACUUUCAUUAAAGGUGUAGAUACCAAGCACACUUCCAGUGGUUCUGAUUCAAAAUUCGGAGAGCAAAUCAUGCAGCUUGAUCUUUCACGCAGUUGGACCUUUGGUAUCAGGUGGUCCCCAAGUGGAAAUACCUUAGCCUACGCAGGCCAUGAUUCGAUGAUCUACUUUGUUGACGAAAUUGGUCCCUCUCCAUCUGCUCAAAGUGUAGCAUUCCGAGAUCUGCCUCUUCGAGAUGUUUUAUUCCUUUCUGAAAGAAUGGUUAUUGGUGUGGGAUAUGAUUGCAAUCCCAUGGUAUUCGCGGCAGAUGAAAGGGGUUUAUGGAGUUUCUUGAGGUUUCUUGAUGAGAGGAAACAAACUUCAAAUGCAAAAUACGGUUCGCAGUUAUCAGGGACAUUUGGAAAAUUGUACGGCCAAUCGAAGUCUGGUAGCAAUGAGGCCAAUGAGUCUUCAAGAACACGUGCUCAUGAUAAUUGUAUAACUUCUGUUGUGCCUUUGAAGAAAACAAGGGAUGCCACAGUUACUACAUUCACCACUGCAGGUUCGAAUACAUUUCAGCACUUGAUGGAUGGCAAGGUAGUCACAUGGGAUUUACAACAGCAACAAGAUCUGAUGGAAUAUUUACAAGGAUGA
This is a messenger RNA of Salvia splendens (bonfire salvia), 1071 nucleotides long. RefSeq names its product actin-related protein 2/3 complex subunit 1A. Gene Ontology annotation, molecular function: actin filament binding. The transcript has 14 exons. Lineage: Eukaryota; Viridiplantae; Streptophyta; Magnoliopsida; Lamiales; Lamiaceae. Gene Ontology annotation, biological process: Arp2/3 complex-mediated actin nucleation. The coding region runs from base 40 to 1071 and encodes 343 amino acids. The record is from RefSeq and is a predicted model, not a curated record. Gene Ontology annotation, cellular component: actin cytoskeleton; Arp2/3 protein complex.